AUGCGCGUGGAGCGGAUUCUCCUCAUCUUGUCGCUGGGCCUCCUUCUGAUACUGAUGUCUCUCAGCAAUCAGUCGAAAUGUCCCUCGCCCCUAGCAGAAGCAGGGCAACGCACUGCGGUUCCUUCAGAUCCUACAGCGACUGCCAUGGCGACUCCUGUGGUUCCGACUGCCAGCCCGGGCCAAACCACGACAAGCCGCCUCCGGACCUUGGUGGAGGCCAUGAAAGGCGCUGGAACAGACAAGGGUCCCUAUGGUCACAGGUACUAUCGCUAUUACCGGAGGUGGUUUGCAGAGUUUCAGCAACAACCAGGUCUGAAACUUCUCGAAAUAGGUGCCCAGCAAGGUGGAUCGCUUUUGGCUUGGAGUCGUUUCUUUACAGAUCCAGAGCUCAUUAUGGGCUUGGCCUAUGGUGACAUGACAGAGGGAGUUGAAGGACGGGCCAAAAACAUGAGCAAGGUUACAGUUCAUUUUGGUGACCAGGGCAAGAACGAGACCAUGCAGUAUCUCCGUGAAGCAGGACCUUGGGAUGUGAUCAUUGAUGAUGGAUCGCAUUAUCCACCGCACAUGAUUUUUGGUUUUUUUCAUUUGUGGACUUCUGUCAGGGCUGGUGGCAUGUAUGUGAUUGAAGAUCUAGAGACAAACUAUUGGCGAAAUGGAAGCAGAAUGUACGGCUAUACCAUGUUGGGCGAAGGAUUUUUCAACGGGCCGAACUUCUCGGCUGUUUCUAAACUGCAGCAGUUCCAGCACGUUCUUGUGCGCCAUCAAAUCGGAGCCCGGGAGCUUAGUAUUAUGGAUGGCGAUCAUGAUAUUUGUUCCCUGGAGUGGGGUAUGAACAUCGUGGCGAUCAAGAAGUGCAGUGAAGACGAAAAGGCCAACAACCCACCAUAUCGAAACAACACUGCCAAGGGCUUCUACAAGCCGGAGAUCUUGACGAAAUGGAUUAGACAGGCAAAAUCCACGAACCCAUAUGUAUAG
Molecule: messenger RNA, 975 nt
Organism: Symbiodinium sp. CCMP2456
Lineage: Eukaryota; Dinophyceae; Suessiales; Symbiodiniaceae
Source: the annotation of a GenBank genome assembly